Messenger RNA from Eleginops maclovinus (Patagonian blennie), 1834 nucleotides. Its product is annotated as dual specificity protein phosphatase 13B-like. Lineage: Eukaryota; Metazoa; Chordata; Actinopteri; Perciformes; Eleginopidae. Gene Ontology annotation, cellular component: cytoplasm. The transcript has 4 exons. Gene Ontology annotation, molecular function: protein tyrosine/serine/threonine phosphatase activity; MAP kinase phosphatase activity. The record is from RefSeq and is a predicted model, not a curated record. Gene Ontology annotation, biological process: protein dephosphorylation; negative regulation of MAPK cascade. The coding region runs from base 160 to 918 and encodes 252 amino acids.
CUACACGCUAGGUUAAGCACUAAAUUGAGUAACUGUCCAGUGACAGCAGAUAAACACCUGCUCGUACAGAUCAUACUCAGCCAGAGCUGACGGGAACUGCUUUGAAACAACAAACAUUUGGACCAGUUAUCGAUCCAAGACUUGGGAAUUGGACUUAAAAUGUCAAACUUGAAAGGCAAGAGAGAAGAAUAUCUGAGUGUGAAGGAUCUGCAGAAGGUUUUGGACUCCUGUAAACUGCAUCUUAGUCAAGUUGAUGAAGUCUGGCCGAACAUAUACAUUGGGAAUGUGUUGGAAAAAUCAGAAAAAUAUCCAGACAUGCCAAGACGCUUCAGCUACUUGGCAUGCCCUCAGGGGGCAGACAACCGGUAUGAGACCCCCCCAGCUUCAGAGCUCCAGAGGCUGAUGUGGACCAAGACAGGGACCAGCAGCCAUCUGGAUAAAGUUCAGCCCAGGAUAUAUAUUGGAGACAUGUAUGCAGCCAAAGACAAGAGGACACUCCUGGCUCACCACAUCACCCAUGUACUUAACGCUGCAGAUGGGAAGUUCAACGUGAACACGGGCCACAGCUUCUACAGAGACACCAAAAUCACUUAUCACGGAGUGGAAGCUUUCGACAUGCCAUCCUUUAACUUGAGUCCCUUUUUCUACCCAGCAGCCAAUUUUAUCAAGAAUGCUUUGAGCUCGCCUAAAGGUAAAGUGUUUGUCCACUGUGCGAUGGGUCUCAGCCGCUCGUCCACCUUGGUCCUGGCUUACUUGAUAAUCCACGAGAGCAUGACGUUGGUGGACGCCAUCAAAGCUGUCAGCGCCAACAGGCACAUCUUACCGAACAAUGGUUUUCUGGAGCAGCUUCGAGAGCUGGACAAAAAGCUGCACUACCAGGGAUCAGCGAGGAGCUCGAGUGCCUACGGGUGGACAUGAGAUUAAAUCCACCCAUCCAUACACUUGAAUGACAUUGCUGAGUUUGAAGUACACUGGACAUAUGAGUGUAAGACAAGUUGUAAUGCCUUUUUUUUGUAAGAAAAAUUCCAUUAUUAUGUGAAGAAAUUAAAAUGAUACAUUAAAGGCCUUCAGUUGUAAUGAAAAGCUACUAACUAAAAGAAAAAGUGACCCUUAAAAAGAAUAUUGUUUGUGUAUACACUCUAAUAUAAUCCAAAAACGAAUAAACACAACAGGCCUGAAGAAAGAGCAGCUACUGAAUGGACUUAACUGUGAGAUCAACUGUCAUCAAAGAAGAGAUUUCUCAACAUUUAAGGCUUUGUGGAACGAUAAGACCUUCAAGAAAAACUUUAACAUUUUGGGCAAUAUUCUCUUUAUCAUUGAUGCCAGGAGAUAUAUGAGAAGAUGGAUGACACUUUUCUUUCUGUGUGCUAAAUAUGCUAAGCUAGAGCCAGGAGAGUUUAGCUUAGCAUAAAGACGGGAAGCAGGGGAACACAGCACGCCUGGCCCCUCUACAGCUCACUAAUUAACACCUUACAUGUAUAUCUCAUUUGUUUAAUCUGUAAACAAACAUGAGUGUGUUUCUCAUUAACUCUGAGAAAAAUUGAAUUUGAACAUCUACAAGUGUAUGACAAAUGGCAAACUGAAUCACCUAAACAUCUUGGUAUAUGAUGGAAAGCUCCAACACAGGGACUCAAUACAACAAAACAACAACCACUUAAGUUUGGGUCUCUCAACAGAUGAACUGUGUCCCAAAGAAUUUCCAGUGAUGUUUGCCAAACUCUGAGCUACUCUCCAGAAAUAGAAAAGGCAUUCUUUGAGUGGUUUCACAACAACUUCAGUCUCCAUGUCCAUUACAAUAAAGAAAUAUGUCACCAAAUGUUUUUUCAGUUUUUGG